Molecule: messenger RNA, 2143 nt
Organism: Sorghum bicolor (sorghum)
Lineage: Eukaryota; Viridiplantae; Streptophyta; Magnoliopsida; Poales; Poaceae
Product: pentatricopeptide repeat-containing protein At1g60770
Exons: 2
Coding region: 141-1751 (536 amino acids)
Cellular component (GO): mitochondrion
Molecular function (GO): protein binding
Source: RefSeq, a predicted model, not a curated record
CCAUCAAGGCCCAGAAAAGCCCAACGCGAUCACACGAGCGGGACUGGGGAGUAGUGAGAGGGCGAGCUCCUCCCUGCGCCGCCGCCAAAACCCUCAAAACCCGAGACGCCGGCGGCGAAGAGGAGAGGGCGGAGGCGGAGAUGGCGACGCGGGUGAAGGACGUGGCGCGGCGGUCGACCAAGAAGUACGUGGAGGAGGCGCUGUACCGGCGUCUGUUCCGGAAGGGGUCCACGCCGCAGGCGGUGCGGGAGGAGGUGGACGGCUUCCUCGACAGCCGGAAGCGGGCGUUUAAGUGGGAGGUGGGCGUUUGCGUCCGCCGGAUGCGGCGGAACGCGCUCUACCGCCCGGCGCUCAAGCUUUCUGAAGUUAUGACAAGAAGAGGCAUGAAUCCUACUGUUAGUGAUCAAGCAAUCUGCCUGGAUCUCAUUGCCAAAUCGAGAGGCAUUGCUGCUGCCGAGAAGUACUUUUUGGACCUCCCAGAAACGUCCAAGACUCAUCUUACAUAUGGCGCUCUUCUCAAUUCUUACUGCAAAGAGUUGAUGACUGAGAAGGCCGAGUCCCUUAUGGCGAAAAUGAGUGAGCUCAACUUUGCUUUUACUGCCAUGCCCUUUAACAGCCUAAUGACUAUGUACACCAAAGUUAACCAACCUGAGAAGGUCCCUGGUAUCAUUCAGUACAUGAAGGCAGAUGACGUAUUGCCACAUGUCUUUACUUAUAAUGUUUGGAUGAGGGCGCUUGCAGCUCUCAAUGACAUACCAGGGGUUGAGAGGGUGAUUGAAGAGAUGAAACGGGAUGGCCGUGUUGCUCCUGAUUGGACAACAUACAGCAACCUGGCUUCCAUAUAUGUUGAUGCUGGGCUGUUUGAGAAGGCAGAGGCUGCUCUUAAGGAGCUUGAGAAGCGGAACACCAGCAAUGACGUGGAAGCCUACCAGUUUCUCAUUACAUUGUAUGGGCGUACACAGAACUUAGUGGAAGUUCACCGUGUCUGGCGAUCACUGAAGCGGAAUAACCCUAGAAUGGCAAACAUGAGCUACCUUAACAUGAUUCAGGUUUUGGCCAACUUGAAGGACCUUCCUGCUGCUGAAGCCUGUUUCAAGGAGUGGGAAGCCCGGCACAUCCAUCCACCCAAGACCAAAGCAAAGGACUCUGGGGCAGAUAAUAUAUCCACUACAGAUCCAGAAUCUUCAAGUAACCUGCCUAAUAAUCAGUCUGGCAUCAAGGAAACUGGGGAUGAGGCAGCGAAGGACCUCCAACUGAAGCAUCCAAAGUAUGACAUCCGGGUAGCAAAUGCUAUGAUCAAAGCAUACAUUGCUGAGGGCAUGCUUGACAAAGCUGUCGCCGUGAAGAAGCGCGCCAAGAUGCAUGGCGGAAGACUGAAUGCCAAGACAUGGGAGAUCUUCAUGGAGCAUCACCUCAAGACGGGGGAUCUCAAGAUGGCCCAUUGGUGUGCGGACCGCGCGAUGAAGAAAGGGCACAGCAGCGGCAGGAUCUGGGUGCCGCCACCCGCGGUGACGGAGACCCUGAUGAGCUACUUCGAGGAGAACAAGGAUGUUGAUGGGGCCGAGCAGUAUGUGGAGUCUCUGAAGAAGGUGCAGAAGGAUCUGGGCACGCCGGUGUUCGAGCCGCUGUUGCGGACGUACGCUGCUGCCGGGAAGAAGUUCCCUGGGAUGCGGCAGCGGCUGAAGAUCGAAAACGUGGAGGUCGGGGAGGAAACGGACCAGCUGCUUGACUCUAUCUGCGCCGAUCAAUAGGUGUUUUUUUUUCCUUGCCCGUUAUGUUCGUCUCAAUAACAGCAGGAUUGUUUCAGGUGCUCGGCUAUUUGUUCUGCAAGAGCUGUGUGAUGCCUGUAUGUACUCUGAAAUUGAGCCAACGUUUCUGUUCUUUUCGCCAUCAGGUUCUGCUGGCGCGGGGAUGGCAUUGAACUGCACCCCCAUACCAUUCCAGUUGUUGGCUCAGUUUAGGCGUGUUCAACCUAAGGUCUUUGUUUUUCCCUGUUUUCUUUUCCCUGCGCCGAUUUGAUUUUUGGUAUCUUGUACUGUUCUCAGCUGAAGCCAAUUGUAAUACAAGUCAUAACAAAGCCUGGUGCUCUGCUGAUGACCUGGCAGAUUGAUCCUCAUGUGCUACUACUACUACAGUACUACUA